UCUACUCUUUAUUCAUUUUGGUGGCUGUUCUGGCGCGUAGCUCUCCCUGGGAGCUUUUGGGCGCGUUGACGCGAAGCGUGCAGAUCUAACAUUCUUGGCUGCUUGGUUACUAUAUAUAGCUUGAUUUAUUCUGACUUGAAGCAUUCCCAUUAAGUUAGAGCAGUCCGAAAGGGCUGGUACAUUAAAGGGAUUCGUGUAUAUCUUCAGCCUGAAGCGGGCCAGAAGCGGCACUUGCUGUUGAAACUCAUGGCUGUGUGAUACUGCUGGGUACAUUGAUAUAAAUUUAUUCAAUCAUUUGGUGUCUAUUUGCACAGCUGGAAGCACAGAAUAUUCAUUGGCCUCCCCUUUGCAACUGGGGCAGCAAUGAGUUCAUCAGAUGAUGAAAGCAGUGAGCAGUGUGCCAGCACCAGCCGGGGCAGCAAGAGGCGGCGCUCGAUGUCCAGCCACUCGUGCGGCCGGUGGCGGGUGGACACCGAGUCCCUCACCGAAGACAUGCUGGGCGAUGUGGGACUGUCGCUGAUGGACGACUCGAGCGGCCUGCCCACGCCGCCAGACAGCCAGGCGGGCACCACACCGGCGCUGAAGCCGCCAGCCGACGCUUACCUAGAUCCUUAUUCUGUGAUGGCCGAGAGCUACGUGCCCGAGGGCUUUCUAGUGUUUAAGCGACGAAACCGGGCAGGCGAUCGGCUUUAUGAUCCGUUCUGUCGCCUGUCGGACGAGAUCAUGCUCAAGAUAUUCGGCCUGCUGUCCAAGUCGAUGCUGGUGCGGUGCGGCCGCGUCUGCCGGCGCUGGCGGCAGCUGGCGUUCGACGAGACGCUGUGGCGGCCGCGGCGUCCGGCUACUGCGGCUUACCCGGGCGGAGAUAUCCACGCCUAUCUUCAGCGAACCUCUGAAUCGGCUGAAAGGCAUGCCCUUCGUCUCGAAGCUGGUGUUCCUGGACCUGAGCAUGGCUGUCGUCUCCUGCCGAAGGCAUUGAGGACCUUGAUGGCCGCCUGCCAGUCGCUGCAGAAGCUGAGCUUGGAGCGCUGCGACCUGACGGACCGCGGCUGCGCCAAUAUUGCCGCCAACACGGAGCUGACGGCCCUCAACUGCGCGCUCGCCACCGGCAUCACCGCCGUCGGGCUCGGACACAUACUGAACGGGUGCACCAGACUGGAGGAGUUGAACCUCGGGUGGACGGAGCUGUCGGCUGCCGCUCUGGCCAAGCUGGCCGCCUGCAUCCCGACCACCGUCACCAAGCUGAACAUCACCGGCUGCAAGGACGAACUGAAGGACUCGCACGUGCGCCAGCUUCUGCGGCGCGCUGGCAGCCGGCUGCGUGAGCUCGACCUGAGUGACGCCACCAGCAUCGGCCAGGGCGCCUUCGACGCCAUGAUGCAGUACCUGUCGGCCAUCGAGAACAUCGGCUUCAGCCGCUGCUACAACAUCCCGGCUAUGAACUGCGUCCAACUAGGGCAGCUCAGCACCCUGAAGAGGAUGGAAGUGUACAACUGCUUCAACGAGGCGGGCGUCGAGACGCUACGUCGAGCGCUGCCCAAGCUGCAGAUCAACACGCAGCCGUUCAGCGAGGUGGCUCGGCCGACCGUCGGUAACCGGCGCACCUCCAUCUGGGAGCAGCGCGUGCGCGACUGAGCGUCGCCAGCGCGCGGCGACCGCUGCCGGCCGACCCUCAGCGGGCGCCGCGUGGCGGCCGACUGUACAGCACGCAGCUCGUCUCAGCUGUGUAAAGCCGGGGCUGGCUCAUUGGUGACGGGGGACGUACUGCCGCAUGUUGCUCCUCCCGGCUGCAUUUUUCAGGGCGCCAGAAGGUAGCGCAGGUAACUCCAUGGUCCUAGACGGGUAAUUUCCUAAUAUUUCGGCACGCAAACAUUGUCUCUGACUGUGGCGUGAUGCUGGAUGCAGACGUGAGGCAAAAAGGUCGCUUGGGCGAGAGGACAGCACCGUCACUUCAUUGGUGCUUGGCACGAUUUUAGGUUGUCCACCGCAGUUUUCGAGCCCCGUUUGUUUGUGCCGUCUAUUUUCCUGCAGUUACUGGUCUGAUCGCCAUUUUGGCGUGCUUCUUCACUGGUUUUAACGGUGACAAUUUCCUUGCGCCUUGUCACCAGGUGUGUGGUCGUGGCAACGCGGUUUCCGUUUCAGUUUUGUUAAGGUGUUUUGUAUCUCUGUCCUUAGUGUGCCUCAUGAGCGGUCCCGAGGAUUUGGUUUUGAUUCAGUUAUUUCAUCAUUGGCGCCGCCUUCUAGGUUUUCGUGUGCAUGCCUACAUCGUCUUUCGGUGCCAACCAUUCCGAAUGAAUUUUGUGAUACCUUUUGUUGUGGUUAUUCCACGAAAGGCUGCAUUGCCAGAACUGAGUUCGCGGUGAAGUGCAUUGGUUGCAAGCCUUGGUCGGCGAUCGGCCAAGCGUAUCUUGUGAUAAACGUCCUGAACCCA
This is a messenger RNA of Pollicipes pollicipes, 2428 nucleotides long. It is a transcript of the gene Skp2, whose product is annotated as S-phase kinase-associated protein 2. The record is from RefSeq and is a predicted model, not a curated record. Bases 364 to 1632 code for a protein of 422 amino acids. Gene Ontology annotation, cellular component: SCF ubiquitin ligase complex. Gene Ontology annotation, biological process: SCF-dependent proteasomal ubiquitin-dependent protein catabolic process. Lineage: Eukaryota; Metazoa; Arthropoda; Thecostraca; Pollicipedomorpha; Pollicipedidae. The transcript has 10 exons. Gene Ontology annotation, molecular function: protein binding.